This is a messenger RNA of Necator americanus (New World hookworm), 270 nucleotides long. RefSeq lists its product as uncharacterized. The transcript has 4 exons. NCBI's taxonomy places the organism in Eukaryota, Metazoa, Nematoda, Chromadorea, Rhabditida, Ancylostomatidae. The coding region runs from base 1 to 270 and encodes 89 amino acids. The record is from RefSeq and is a predicted model, not a curated record.
AUGGGAAAUGAUAAAGAAGACGAUGGGUACGGUAGCGAGAUAAAGACAAAAACUCAGCAAGGACAAAAAUGUCUUGAAAACUUACGAAAUCAUGAGGAAAAACGACUGCUGAGAAAUAUGCGACUCACAGUUAAAAGCUCAAAAACUGCCUGUAUAGCCGAGUCGUUGGAGACGUUCGUUUACAAUCCAGUAACAUCGAAAGACUCCAUUACACUUAUUACGAACUUAAUAAUAUUUUCUGUAGUGAAAAUUCUCGAGAAAAAUUACUAG